CUCCCAGAGCCGUGAGCCCACGUUCGCGCUCCCGCGUUCCCGCGCGAAGCCGAAAACCCUUUCGCGCUCUCGCUCGGGUCGCUCCCCUCCCCACCCCGCCCUUUUCUUCCCCCGUCCACACCCACGAUUCCUCCUCAAUUCCCUCCCAUCUCCAAAAGUAACCGCCAAGUUCCCAACCUGCCAAGCUGCAAUGCCGACCGUCCGCAGCUGCAGCGCCACGGCGAACGCGUCCCACGCCGCAACCCCCUCCUCUGCCGCGGCGAGCAUGCCGCGCAGCGUCAAGCGCUGGCUGACGCCACGCCGCACCGGCGAGUCACCCGACGCGUCGCGGCACACCUCCCCUCGCCGAUCCCCGCACGACGGCGUUGGAACCGUGUGCACGCCGAAGCUGCUCUCGGCGUCGCCCAAGUCCUCCAGGAAGCGGCUUUACGGAGACCUUGUCGCGGCCGAGAAGCCCAGGUGGAAUCCCCGAGACACCGCGCAGAUGCGGGCGGUCAAGGAGGCGCUGCACGUGGCGACGGUGCCGUCGUGUGGAUUGGUUUGCCGGGACAACGAGCAAAGGCGCGUGCUUGAAUUCUGCAUGGCGUGCAUCGAGCAGGAGAAGGCUGGAAGCCUGUAUGUGUGCGGGUGCCCUGGCACAGGGAAGACCUUAUCUAUUAACAAGGUCAAGGGGAGUUUGGUGCGUUGGACAGAUGAGAUAGGAAUGGAGACACCUGAUGCACUAGCAAUCAAUUGUACAAACCUAAGAAACACAUCUGAGAUUUUUAGCAAGAUACUAGGACAGUUUCAGAACCUGAAGAAGGGAAGCUGCAAAUUGUCACCGCUUCAGCAACUCCAGAGCAUGUUUUCCAAUAAGGAAUCAGCUCCAAAAAAGAUGAUGCUGGUCGUUGUGGAUGAGAUGGACUACUUAAUAACAAGAGACCGGGCUGUGCUACAUGAUCUUUUCAUACUUACGACUUUCCCUUUCUCGAGAUGCAUACUAAUAGGGAUUGCAAAUGCCAUAGACCUAGCAGAUCGGUUUAUUCCAAAGCUUGAAUCCUUAAAUUGCAAACCUUAUGUUGUGACUUUCCGUGUUUAUUCCAAGGAUCAAAUAUCUGACAUAAUUAAGCACAGGCUAAAUGUUCUCGAGUAUGAUGUUUUUGAACCACUGGCAUUGGAGUUUUGUGCUAGAAAAGUCGCAGCAGCCUCUGGUGACAUGCGAAAAGCUCUUGGUGUUUGCAGGAGUGCUGUGGAGGUUCUUGAAACAAGGCUAAAAGAUUCAUUUGAUCAAGAUCUAGGAAUAGUGACAUUUGACCAUAUGGAUAUAGCCUUGUCAAAGGCAUUCAAGUCGGCAGUAGUAGAUAGCAUACUGUGUCUUCCCCAACACCAACAGAUGGUACUAUGUGCAUUGGCAAAUACUUUUCAGCAUUGCAAGAAAAAAGCUACUAUUCUAGGAGAGCUCAACAAAUCUUACAUAGAAAUCUGUAGAUCAACCCAAGUCCCAGCAGUUGGAAUGCUUGAAUUUUCCAACAUGUGUAUGGUUUUGAGUGAUCAGGGAUUCAUGAAGCUAGGGCAAUCCAAGGACGAUAAGCUUAGGAGAGUAACACUUCAGAUUGACAGUUCAGAUAUCACUUUUGCAUUUAAGGGAAAUCGUUUCUUUCAAAAAUGCCUGGAGCAGCCAAGAUCGUAGACUCAAUUGAAUACUCCAUGCGGCCAAUUGUGUUUAUACAUUAUUUGUGCAUAGACAUUAAUACAUUGCCAAGUAUCAACAAUUCCAACCCUGGAUGUGCAAAAUCCCAGAUGGUUGCAUUAUACUGGAUCAAUCCGUGGUAUAAUUAUGAAGAAACUCUAUUGGAGCUCCGAGAGAAGUGUGUACAUGUAAUGAGUUAUAAUAGUCUGGUCUGACACAAUUCUUCCAAAAGAUAGUUGGCUGUAGUUCUGUUUUUUUUUUUUUUUUGUUUCUUCCAAAACCUAUUGAUUAUGUAGCUAACCAUUAACAUAUCAAUAACAGUUUUUGGCACAAUUCUUGCUGAAAGUUGAAAUCAGCAAUGCGAAGCUUGAAUACGCUCGUGAUAUUGUU
Molecule: messenger RNA, 2059 nt
Organism: Phragmites australis (common reed)
Lineage: Eukaryota; Viridiplantae; Streptophyta; Magnoliopsida; Poales; Poaceae
Product: cell division control protein 6 homolog
Exons: 17
Coding region: 191-1669 (492 amino acids)
Biological process (GO): cell division; DNA replication initiation; mitotic DNA replication checkpoint signaling
Cellular component (GO): nucleus
Molecular function (GO): DNA replication origin binding; ATP hydrolysis activity
Source: RefSeq, a predicted model, not a curated record